Molecule: messenger RNA, 894 nt
Organism: Schistosoma curassoni
Lineage: Eukaryota; Metazoa; Platyhelminthes; Trematoda; Strigeidida; Schistosomatidae
Source: the annotation of a GenBank genome assembly
AUGAUUAACCCGAUGAUUUUAUUAUUCAGAGAAUGUGUAAAAAAUAGAUUGAUAAUUCCUGGAAAAGAGAAACAAACAUACUGUGAUGUGGGUGGAUGUGAACAAAGUCAAGAAUGUUAUGAAUUUAAAAUUCCUAAUGAUUAUCUAUCUGCAUGCUAUCAACAAAAAUCUAAUAAAAAUGUUCUGGCUUUUCCUGAAGGGAAAGGAAUAGCUCCAAAUGAAUUAGUACUAUUUGUGAAAAAUGUAUAUUUUGGUGUCUGUGAUGAAUAUGUAGUUGCAUGGGCUUCAUUUUGUGACAGAGAUCCAACCAAUGGAAGGCCAUUUGUGGGUAUUGUGAACUUUUGCCCAUCAGUGGACGAUAUUCUCAAAACGGAAGAUUAUGAUCUAAUUUUAACAGCCAAACAUGAAUUAGGUCAUGUGUUGGGAUUCCAUGGUGAUAUCUUUUCUUCCUUACCGCGUUUAAAACCUGAAUUUCGAUUAUCCAAUAAUGAGAAACAAGAUAUUCAGCCGUUCUGUGAUACUCCAUGGGAAAAAAGAUGUGUAAAUUAUGACAGGGCAAUAGGUCGAUGUUCACUGUUUGAUUCGGAAACUGAGCUGCCGUUGCACUUUCAGUAUGCCGAUAAUUCUUUUAAUGUACCUCGUGAUAAACAAACGUAUUAUUCAGGUCCCGAUAUAUAUGAUUACUGUCCUGUCUAUGAAGAGGCGUUGAGGUACAAACAGUACAUUACUGAACGUAUUAAACUAAUUAAACAGGACGAGUUUGAUUUAAAUGGGUUGGGACUACAUUAUUCUUUUAAACUCGCACAUGUACAUUAUGAACAUCUCUGGUUUAUGGCAUUUUAUAUCUUUAAGUUUUUAAUGAUAUCGGAUAACUUCUAUAAUGGAUUUGAAUAG